Harpegnathos saltator (Jerdon's jumping ant) is the source of this 4964-nucleotide messenger RNA. RefSeq names its product transportin 3 (gene Tnpo-SR). The record is from RefSeq and is a predicted model, not a curated record. NCBI's taxonomy places the organism in Eukaryota, Metazoa, Arthropoda, Insecta, Hymenoptera, Formicidae. Gene Ontology annotation, molecular function: small GTPase binding. The transcript has 18 exons. Gene Ontology annotation, biological process: protein import into nucleus. The coding region runs from base 216 to 3074 and encodes 952 amino acids. Gene Ontology annotation, cellular component: cytoplasm.
AUCCGUUAGGAGCAUUGUCGUUCGUUACUGUACUGUCCGUUGUCCUUAGAGGUUAGACUCGCGAUUCGGAAUAGGGUACUGUGGAGAACAGUGGAGUAUUGCUUGUAAAGCUGCUUUGACUUGGAUCAGUCGCAGUGAACGUACAACUACAAUCGUUUGUCGCAGUCGGGAUCGGCUGUAUGGAGAUUUCGUGGAACGCCGGAAGUUUUUGAAGGAUGGAGUCGCCGCCGACCCUGGAGGCCACUUACCAGGCCGUGUACUCUUUAUAUAAUAAUACAAAUCCAACCGAGUCAAUGAAAGCGUCAGUAUGGUUAGGGGAGUUGCAACAAUCGGUAUACGCAUGGAAGAUAGCUGAUGAAAUGCUCCAUCAAAAACGGGACAUGCAGUCUUGUUAUUUUGCUGCGCAAACUAUGCGUACCAAAAUCCAACUUUCUUUUCAUGAAUUACCUCUGGAGGCUCACGCUUCAUUGAGGGAUUCAUUGAUGGACCAUAUAUUGCAAAUUAAUGAAAAUACUAAUUUUGCUAUUGUCACACAGUUAUGCUUAGCAUUAGCAGAUCUGGCUCUACAAAUGUCUUCAUGGCAAAAACCAGUAGUGGAUUUAAUUAACAGGUUUGGAGGAAGCACUACUUAUCUGUGGCCAUUGCUUGAGAUACUGACGGUACUUCCAGAGGAAGUAAAUUCCAGAUCACUUAGAUUAGGAGCUAAUCAUAGGCAACAUAUAUUGUUGGAACUUAAAGCAAGUGCAGAUAUCUUGACAGAAUUUUUGAAAAUGUGUCUAAAGAACGGUGGAGAAAAUAUACAAAUCCGAGUAACGACCCUGCGGUGUUUCACCAGUUGGAUCACGGUCCAUGCGAUACCGUUAGAAGCUGUACCCUCAAGUGAUGUUGUCCUUUAUACACUUCAGGUACUUUACAAUCAUACGGAAGGCUCGCAACUGCACGAAGCAGCUACCGACUGCAUUUGCGUGAUUCUACAGGCGCUAUAUACAGAUAAUAAUACAAAUCGCGACAGCGAAAACCAGCCGAGCGUGCAGUUACAGCAGUUACAAUCGUGUCUCUUCACAAGUGUAAUGGACUUGGAACAACCGUAUCAUUUGUCCGUCGCGCACGAGGACUUGGAGAAAACUCUACAUUACUGUCGAAUAUUUACGGAAUUAGCUGAGACUUUUCUGGACACCAUAGUGACAGGUAGCGAGGGAGGGAAGCAACAUUACGGCAUCAAAAUUUUAGAUGUUGUUCUAACGUGUGUUGGUCACCAUGACUAUGAGAUUGGACAGAUAACGUUCAAUUUGUGGUAUCGACUGUCCGAACUUUUGUAUCACAAAAACUGCGAUGAUCUCAAUGCUAUAUUUCGGCCACAUAUCGAGAGGCUUAUCGGUGCUCUCUGCAGGCAUUGCCAGAUGGAGCCGGACCACUUGGGUCUCGUGGAAGAAGGUGUAGGAGGAGAAGAAUUUGCAGAAUUUCGAUUUCGCGUGUCAGAUCUCAUCAAAGACGUAGUAUUCAUAGUUGGAAGUAGUCAUUGCUUCCGACAGAUGUUCUCGUCGUUGACUGGUGGACCUGGUCCACAGGGUCAGCCUGUACACACACCUACCUGGGAUUCGACAGAAGCUGCGCUCUUUAUCAUGCAAGCUGUGGCUAAGAAUAUUUUACCGGAAGAAAACGAUGUGGUCCCAAAAGUAGUGGAAGCUAUACUCAACUUACCAGAAAACACUCACAUAGCUGUACGGCAUACCAGUAUUCUUCUGUUAGGCGAACUAUGCGAAUGGAUAGAUAGUCAUCCGCGAUCCUUGGAACCAGUGUUGAAUUUCCUCUUAGCGUGUUUAAAUCAAAAAGAUUUAGGAAAUGCCGCCUCGAGUGCUCUAUUAAAUAUAUGUACAGCUUGCCCAUUACACAUGGCAUCACAUUUCUCUGGACUUCUUCAAAUAGCUUGUUCUUUGGAUAGCUUUGCUAUUAAUAACGAUGCAGCUCUUGGCCUAUUGAAAGGGGUGUCUACGGUUAUGGUAAGAUUACCAGAGGAAGAAAUCACCCGAGCAAUGAGGCAAUUGUGCGGUUUCCAUGCGUCUUCCUUAUGGACACUCUCAUCUAAUAGAAUUCCAAUUGAGAGAGGAAGAAAGACUGAUCCUGUGAUAUGGCUGGAUAGAUUAGCCACUAUAUUUAAACAUACUAAGCCUGGAAUAGAGGACCCCAAUAAGCCUCACCCUUGUGAAGGCAUCGUCACUGAAAUGUGGCCGAUACUGUCCAAUGUGUGUACGACAUAUCAAGGGGAUGUACGAAUUAUGGAAAGAUGUUGUCGUUGUAUACGUUUUGCGAUACGUUGCGUUGGUCCACGAUCUGCCCAUUUGCUCGAACCGAUCAUAAAAGAGAUCGUACCAUUGUACACGUUAAAUCAACAUAGUUGCUUUUUGUACCUUGGGUCUAUAUUAGUGGACGAAUUCGCCAAAGACGCAAUGUGCGUGUGGAAUCUGUUGAAUAUGUUACAAGCUCUCAUUGGCCCUACUUUUGCUCUUCUCGAGGAAGAAAAUGGUUUGAAGAAUCAUCCGGACACGGUAGACGAUUUAUUUAGAUUGUGCGCCAGAUUUCUUCAAAGAGCACCUGUUCCUCUGUUACAAUCUCCCGUUAUCGCGAGCGUUGUAGAUUGCGCGAUAAUGGCUUGCAGUUUGGACCAUAGAGAUGCUAACAGUUCAGUAAUGAAAUUCUUUUACGAUUUCUUGAACAGCGGUCGCAGUCACAAGGAUCGUCCGGAUUACACGAGGCGGCGACAAAUGGUACAAAGUAUAUUACAGGAGAAGGGUCAAACGUUUGUCGUAAAGCUGCUGCACGCUUCGGUGUUUUCGUUGCCGUCAUAUAUGUUAUCUGAUGUAGCAGAUGUUAUUAUAGAAAUUAUCCAACAUGACAGAGAGCUCACGUCAAAAUGGCUGGAGGAAGCUAUCAAAACAAUGCCGUCGCAGAAUGCGAGUGGGUCUCCUACAGCCACGCCUGAACAGUUACUCGAAUUUCACAAUACAAUUACGAGCGCAGAAUCACCGAAAUCUGUCACUAACGCUCUGCGAAAUUUCGCACGUCUGUAUCGCUGAUGCGUCCCGCUGAUGCGUGUGUGAUAUAUUUGCUUUAUUAAAUUCUCCUUAAAGUAAAAAUAAAUUACAAAGAUCUUCCAUCAUACUUUGUUUACGUCGUCGUCGGUGAGUAAAAAUUUCGAUACGGCAAAAUGUAACACGAUGAGUUGACGCUGUAGAAAUACAUCAGAAGAGCGAAAGUGAGAGAGAGAGAGAGAGAGAGAGAGAGAGAGAGAGAGAGAGAGAAAGAGAGAGAGAAAUUGCAAAAUUCUCUUUUAUUGCUAUCUAUAGUGAUGUUUGCAAAGUAUAUAUCGAUACGCUACAUCUCGCACUUGGACAUGCAUGAUUUUUGCGAGUAAUUAUACAAAACCAAAGGAAAUCUCACAUUUGUUUAUAUACUCAUUUUUAUCGUCUCUUUCGUGCAUUUUGAUAUACACAUUUGUGCUUUAAUUUGCAUGUUAAUAAUCGUCGACGCACGAUUAUCAAUUUGUACAAUAUCUAUUAUUAGAUAUGGACAAAUAUUUGUACGUGUAUAACGAGCAUUUUCAAAAACUUAUAUUUUUCCUUUUAUAUUUCAACCAACGAAUUAUUGUGCGAGCAAUUUUAUACGGAGAAAGAAAACGUAUACCUUGCAGACAUACUAUAAACAAUAAAGAUAUGAAAGUCAUGAAAACGAAAUGUACGAGUGCUGACCACUUUAUUUAUAAAUUAACUAGAUUGUACUGACCUAUUUUGCUUGUGUGUGAAAUAAUUUGUUAAUCAGCGGAAAUUUCAUAACACUUUUUUUUACAUUCUCGACGUUAUAAUAUCUCGGCGUUAUAAUUUACUCAGCGUAAAAAAAUUGAUAACGUUUGUUUCACCAUGAACUGAGUACAUUGAAUUUAUGACCUUGGUUUCUUGUUCGAUCAACGAAUAAUACACGUGGAAAGCACAUUUGUGAGAAUUAAAGUGACUUUUAACAUCUACAUUGUACUAUGAUGUCCAUUAUUUUGAAGAGAAUACAAAUCUAUCGCCUAUGCAUACUUGAACACUUGUGUGCGCAAGUUACACUUAAAAAUGAAGAUUUUAAUGUAUAAAGGUUGACAAUGAUAUCUGUUGUUGUUUUGCAACUUAUGCUAGCGUUUUUAAAUUGAACGACGAUUAUAUUACUUAUCAGUUCACUCAGCCUUUUAAAUGCAUCUGUAAUUAAUUUCUAAUUUGUAUUUACCAUAGUAUUAUAGCAAAAAAAAAAUGUUCUCGCGACUCGUAUCGAUACACGUGAAGUAAUUACAGCAAUUACAAUUUUUUGUGUAGGAAAUUUUAGAGGUUUAUACAAAUUUUUCCAUGUUUGCACAUAUAAAGUCCAUUUCUAGUACGUGUAUAUUUUAAGUACAUUCUAAUAAUUGUACAAUAUAUAUGAUAAACGUACGUAAAAUAGCACUUUGCUGUGUUACUGCAAUACUGUUCGCAAUGGAUAAUUACAACAAAGUUCGUUUGUUUAUAAAUGAAUACGAGGAUAGUUAUUACGUCUACAAAGCGUUACGCUAAAUCUACGUUUAAGUGUACAGAUAAUUUACGUACGAGUUUAAGAAACUGCUUUUCAUGGAGUGUUAGUGUACAGACGAAAUGCUUGUGGUAAGAUUGAACAAAAUAUUAAAGAGAGAGAGAGAGUGUGUGUGUGUGUGUGUAUGUGUGCGUGUAUGUGUGUGUGAAAGAAAAAGAGAAAUGAUUGUAAUGUACUACACGCGUUAAACGCACGACGUGAGAAACAAAACCCGGUCGUCUUUGGCGGUAUAAAUCGAUAGGACACCCACCUAUGAGUACCGUCAACAAUGUAGCAUUUACGUUGUGAGAGCUAAUCAUCGUCAUUUUGUCCUUCGUAUAGUAACGGCUCAUCGAUUAAUCGUAAAUAAAGUGAUAUUUUUUACGGAA